Carassius carassius (crucian carp) is the source of this 2530-nucleotide messenger RNA. It is a transcript of the gene sccpdhb, whose product is annotated as saccharopine dehydrogenase b. Gene Ontology annotation, cellular component: lipid droplet; mitochondrion; plasma membrane. The coding region runs from base 965 to 2254 and encodes 429 amino acids. Gene Ontology annotation, biological process: glycolipid biosynthetic process. Lineage: Eukaryota; Metazoa; Chordata; Actinopteri; Cypriniformes; Cyprinidae. Gene Ontology annotation, molecular function: oxidoreductase activity. The record is from RefSeq and is a predicted model, not a curated record. The transcript has 12 exons.
CCAGAAACCUGUUUCAUUGUAUGUUCUUUUUUCUUUCCCAAGUAGUAUACAUGAUCUCUUUAUGACUAGAAAUGCGUUUUUUAUAUUUAGAAAGUGGUUUAUGGUUUAUGCUGUAUCUCUGUCCUUAAUAAUAUUGGACUAGUCCUCUGAAUGAUGCAGCAGUAAAUGGAAUUGGCACACAUAAUAAAACCUAUGGUGAAAUAGGAGCAUUUCUCUUUGGAAACCCACAGACUGACUCAUAGCUAAUUUCAUUUCAGAAUCCAAUAACAACUUCUCUGACAGUAAAAGCUUUAAGAUGCACAGAACAAAAAAAUAUUAUAGUGACACAAGCCUUAAUCAAGAGUCAAUUUCAUGAUCAUGAUUGCCUUGCCAACUGAACAAUAUUAUUGAAUUUGAACAUGCAGCUUUAAUGUAAAGUAUGUAUGGAAAUAUUUCAUAUUGCUUAAUUACAUCAUUUUUCAUAUGUGAAUCGUCACAUACAGUGGGGCCCAAAGGUCUGAAACAUUAACAACAAAUGUAUACAUUAAUCAUUAGUAAUAAAAAAAUUAUUCAUAAAUAGAAAAUUGUGUUAAACUGUAAAAUGUGUCAAAACAGUGUUAAAUCAGUCACUAACAAGCUGUGAUCUUACAAUUUAUCAACUGACAUUUAAAUGUAAUUUAUUGCUAGGUAUAUACAUAUGUUUGCUUUUCAUAUUAUGUUAAUGAUCAGAAAAACACCCUCCUCUGUGUAACUGUUGUAGUGAUAUCCCCUUUCCAGCACGAGAUGUCUCUCUUCUUCAAUGUGUGACAGUUUCUGGAGUCUUAACCCACACAACGUUGGAUUAACUUGAGCUACACUUAUCAGAAGCACAAUCUGAUGCACUAAACGUCUGUAUUUUGCACGCACGCUGUACACUGACAGCAGUGGAGCCGCAGCGGUCGCUCUUACCUCGUCUGUGUUUGCCUCGCACGCGGAUCAACACACAAUGGCGACGCUCACAACGUCAAGCAAAAGACCGUACCAUAUCAUAGUGUUCGGAGCGACCGGUUUUACCGGCCAGUUUGUUGUGGAGGAGGUUUCACGGACGUGUAACGAGGGUCCAGGAGGGACGUUACAAUGGGCUGUAGCCGGACGAAACCGCGACCGACUGGAGAAAACACUCGUUCUGGCAGCUGACGCUCUGCGUAAACCAGAGCUGAAGUGUGUGGAGGUUAUUGUAGCAGAUGUAGCCGAGCCAGAGUCGUUGGCCAUCAUGUGCAAACAAGGAAUCAUUGUGCUCAACUGCGUGGGACCAUACAGAUUCUACGGAGAGCCGGUGGUGAAGGCCUGCAUAGAGAAUGGGGCACACUGCAUUGAUAUCUGUGGAGAACCACAGUUUUUAGAGGGGAUACAGCUGAAGUACCACAGUAACGCUCAGGAGAAGGGUGUGUAUAUCAUUGGAAGCUGUGGGUUUGAUUCAAUUCCAGCAGAUAUGGGCAUCCUUUAUACACAGAAUCAAUUCAGAGGAACACUCACUGCUGUGGAGAGCUUCUUAACCAUCAACACAGGACCUGAGGGAGGAUGUGGCCAUGAUGCAAUGUGGCAGUCAGCCAUCUUUGGCUUUGCUGACAGUGCCAGUCUCAGAAGAAUAAGGAGGAAGUUUGGGCAUACACCUCUGGAAGCUGUUGGUGCUAGAAUUAAAAAAAGGGGAGCUCUGUUCUUCAGUAAGGAGAUUGAGCAGUAUGCCAUUCACUUCAUGGGCUCAGAUCCAUCUGUGGUGCGACGGACUCAGCGCUAUAUGCACAAGGAACAUAAACACAGCCCUGUUCAGUAUAUGGCAUAUGUAGGUAUUGGUGGUCUCUUCUCCAUGCUGAAGACCCUCUUUGCAGGUGUCGUCUUCUGGUUCAUGGUCAAAUUUAGUCUUGGCAGGGGAUUACUUACUGAGUUUCCAGAAUUUUUCUCAUUUGGUUUGUUCUCCAAGACGGGACCAACAAGAAAGCAGAUGGAUGGAACCUCUUUCAGCUUGAGGUUAAUGGGGGAGGGCUACAUGUCUGGUCAUGACCCCUCUCAGGGCAAGCCAAAUGCCAAAAUCAGCACUGAAGUAACAGGACCAGAGCCAGGAUACAUCGCAACACCGAUUACCAUGGUGCAGGCAGCUAUUACACUGCUUAACGAACAUCACUGUCUCCCGAAUAAGGGUGGUGUGUACACUCCAGGGUCAGCGUUUGCAAGAACCACCCUAAUCGACCGUCUGAACAAACACAGAGUCCAGUUCUCACUGAAGAACGGACAAUAGACAGGAGUCCUCUUACUCUGUCAGAUUCAAUCAGCCUAGCUGAUCUCUUUUAUUAUAUAAAUAUAGUCUUAUGUGUUGUAUGUCUGUACUUUUUUGUGAUUCAUUAACCCUCAAGCAUCCUUUGGGAAAAAUUUAGGUAAAAUCUUUUAUUUUUAUUUUUAUAGUUUCCUUAAUCUGAGCGGUACAAGACUUAACUGCUUCUACUAAGUUUGCCAGCUAAACACACACACACAAAAAAAUGUACUCGGUACAGCAAAGUUAAGUGGUUUAAAAAAA